GUUUCCUUGAUUAUCUGUGGAAAAUUGCAAAAUAUAAACAAGCUUGAAGUUUCAAUUUCGAUCGCUUUCCGAAUAAAACCUAGUUAACAGCAGAAAAACCUUCUAGAAAUUAGAACUUGUGCAGUUAUUCUACAACAUUUUGUCGCAAUCGAUGAUGCCUGGACGCUUGGGGCUCGCGAUCGCUCAGGAAAAUCCUUUGUGGAUAUCGUGGCAUGACUCCAACUGGAUCCCGAUUCUGAACCCCACUAAUGUUAUGGAUUACUUUUCCGAAAAAUCGAAUCCGUUUUACGAUCGGACCUGUAACAACGAAAUCGUCCGGAUGCAGCGCCAAAAUUUAGAUUUAUUAAAUAACAUGACCGGUGUCGAAUACAUUCUAUUGCACGUCCAAGAUCCAAUCCUUUACGUCAUUAGAAAACAGCACAGACAUUCGCCGACGGAGGCCACACCACUUGCGGAUUACUACAUUAUUGCCGGGACUGUCUAUCAAGCACCCGACCUGGCCAACGUAUUCAACUCUAGAAUUCUUUCCACCGUACAUCAUCUGCAAAGUGCAUUUGAAGAAGCCAGCUCGUAUGCAAGAUAUCAUCCUAGCAAAGGAUACUCUUGGGAUUUCUCAUCAAACAAAGCCAUCGCAGAGAAGAAUAAAACAGACAAAUACAAGGAAGCCCCUGCUAAGGAAGAGCCGAGUUCCCUUUUCCAACGGCAACGUGUCGACAUGCUUUUGGGAGAUUUGCUGCGAAAAUUUCCACUUCCGCUGCCACAAAAUCCACAAUCCCAGGGACAUCAGAAUCAGAACGGAACAAUGGUAGGAAACAAUGGAACCGAAGGAGAUCAUGGAUCAGAUGCUUCCAAAAUGGAGCUUGGAAACGAUACUUUGCUUAUGCAAGGAAUCAAGGAGGAAUCCCGUAGCGAUAUGAAACCUCCACCGGAGAAAAAAAUGAAACUUUAAAAAUGAAGUACAAAUACACUUUUCUCCUAAACUUACCUUAUAUAAUAUGCAAUCCUUGGUUUUGAACGAUUUCCUUAACGAAGUAUUCCCUCGGGAAGAAGCCAUGUGUUUAUGCUGCUGUCUAUUAGUAAACUGAUCGUGGUUUAUUGGCAAGGGUUCGAUAUCAUUGCCUUGUGAAUUUAGAAUAGGGUGAAAUAGGGAGCUAUUGAGCUAUCUAUAAUAAAUUUCAACUAACUGACCCAUAAAA
This is a messenger RNA of Uranotaenia lowii, 1196 nucleotides long. RefSeq names its product mediator of RNA polymerase II transcription subunit 6 (gene MED6). Gene Ontology annotation, biological process: regulation of transcription by RNA polymerase II. NCBI's taxonomy places the organism in Eukaryota, Metazoa, Arthropoda, Insecta, Diptera, Culicidae. The coding region runs from base 152 to 949 and encodes 265 amino acids. Gene Ontology annotation, cellular component: mediator complex; core mediator complex. Gene Ontology annotation, molecular function: transcription coactivator activity. The record is from RefSeq and is a predicted model, not a curated record. The transcript is spliced from 3 exons.